Messenger RNA from Geodia barretti, 1386 nucleotides. The record is from the annotation of a GenBank genome assembly. Lineage: Eukaryota; Metazoa; Porifera; Demospongiae; Tetractinellida; Geodiidae.
AUGUACAGUUGUGGUCCCACUGUCUACGAUUACUUUCAUAUCGGUAACGCUCGCACGUUUCUAAUUUCUGAUAUCGUUCGUCGCUAUCUCGAAUAUAAAGGUUACACCGUCACGAUGGCUCAAAAUCUGACGGAUAUUGACGAUAAAAUUAUCAAUCGUGCAAAUGAGCAAGGGAUUGACACCUCUGAACUUGCUCAGAAAUAUGUGGAUGCCUAUUUUGAAGAUUCCAGCAAGCUAGGCAUUCGUGCGGCUGAUGUUCAUCCGAGAGCGACCGAGCAUAUUUCGGAGAUAAUUACCCUGAUUCAGGCGUUAAUUGACAAGCAGGCAGCUUACGAGAUCGAUGGAGACGUGUAUUACCGCGUCAACCACUUUGCGGAGUAUGGAAAGCUGUCUCAUCGCAAGCCGGAGGAUUUGCUUGCCGGCGCUCGCGUUGAGGUUGAUGAACGCAAGGAAGAUCCGCGGGAUUUCGAUCUCUGGAAAAAGUCGAAAGCGGAAGAGCCGUGGUGGGAUAGCCCGUGGGGGAAAGGCAGACCGGGGUGGCAUAUCGAGUGUUCUGCCAUGGCGAUGAAACACCUCGGUGAAACGAUUGAUAUUCACACCGGCGGACAUGAUCUCAUAUUCCCACACCAUGAAAAUGAGAUUGCCCAGAGCGAGGUGGUGACGGGCAAAACCUUUGCUCGAUACUGGAUGCAUGUGGCAUUCUUGCAGAUUGAUGGACGACGGAUGGGUAAGUCAGAGAGCAAUUUCAUCUUUGUCCACGAUGCUGUGCAGCAAUAUGCAGCUGAAGCGAUUCGUCAUUUUCUGAUUUCCGCGCAAUAUCGCCAUCCAUUAGAUUAUAACCCAACUAGCUUGACUGAAUCGAGCAGUGCUGUUCGACGGUUGAAUAACUGUUUUGAUGCCCUAAGACCGUAUCGAGACGCGGAUGGGGAUGUUUCUGAGGCGUUGAACGAUGCCGAAGCCAUGCGCACCCUCGAAUCUAUCAAUACGAUGCACCGCAACUUUGAAUCUGCAAUGGACGAGGAUUUUAAUACCGCUGGGGCAUUGGGGGCGAUCUUUAAGUGCGUCGGCGAGGUAAAUCAGUUUCUCACCGCAACCGAAGGUAUUUCUUCGGAUGAGAGGGGAAGCGUCCUAAGUCGAGCAUACAAAGGUUUGGUUGAGGUUUGUAGUGUACUUGGUAUAUACGCAGAGGAGGAAGUUGCCAGCGAUGCUCAUGCAGCCUUGACAGAGCAACUGAUGAGUCUCAUUUUGGAGGUGCGUGAGGAUGCUAGGCAACGCAAGGAUUGGGAAACGGCGGAUAAAAUCCGCGGUCAGUUAGAGCAACUCAACGUUGAACUUCAAGAUAGUCGGGGUGGAACAACUUGGAAGAUUAUCAAAGGGGUUCGCUAG